Molecule: messenger RNA, 627 nt
Organism: Trichoderma gamsii
Lineage: Eukaryota; Fungi; Ascomycota; Sordariomycetes; Hypocreales; Hypocreaceae
Exons: 1
Coding region: 1-627 (208 amino acids)
Source: RefSeq, a predicted model, not a curated record
AUGGCCAUCCCUACAAUUCUCAAGCCAACGACUAUCACUUCUUACAUAAUAUCCAUUCUUGAAGCUUCAGAUCAUACUCCUUAUAUCGGGGAGCCUAUCUCGCAGCUUCAACAUUCCUUACAAUGCGCUGCUCUGGCUGCCCAUGCAUCGCCGCCUGUAGAUGAGGCCACGCAAGUGGCGGCACUGCUUCAUGAUAUUGGCCAGUUUGCGCCUCCAGAAGAUCUUAUUGCUUCAUCAAGACUUCCUAUUCAGAAUCUGGGCGAUGCACCAGCCACACAAAGCGUUGGUCGCGUCGGCCACGAAACUCUAGGAGCGCGUCUCCUUCUCUCGCUGGGCUUCUCUGACAAAGUCACCCGCCUCGUGGAAUCCCAUGUGGCAGCUAAACGGUAUCUGUGCGCCGUAGACGAAUCUUACAACGACUUCCUAUCCGAAUCCAGCAAGAAAAGUCUAUUUUACCAAGGAGGUCCUAUGUCUGCCGAAGAGGUAAAGGAGUUUAGCUCUGGGCCGUUCUGCCGAGAGAUGUGCCAGCUAAGGAAAUGGGAUGACGAAGCAAAAGUUGAAGGUCUCAAUGUGAGAAACCUAGAUAGUUGGAGAAAAGCAAUCGAGGGACAGAUAGAGCGAGGAUGA